Molecule: messenger RNA, 1040 nt
Organism: Cydia fagiglandana
Lineage: Eukaryota; Metazoa; Arthropoda; Insecta; Lepidoptera; Tortricidae
Gene: Ntf-2
Product: probable nuclear transport factor 2
Exons: 4
Coding region: 94-486 (130 amino acids)
Biological process (GO): protein import into nucleus
Cellular component (GO): nuclear pore central transport channel
Molecular function (GO): nuclear import signal receptor activity
Source: RefSeq, a predicted model, not a curated record
CUGUCUGUGGAAGGGGCAUGCCGAAAGCCUGAAAUUUACAUUUUCGGCAAUUUUGUGGUCGUUACAGUGAGUUUGAAACCAAAAAUCGUCUAAAUGGCGCUAAAUCCACAAUACGAUGCAAUCGGAAAAGGAUUUGUUCAACAAUAUUAUGCGCUAUUCGACGACCCGGCACAGCGACCAAAUCUGGCAAAUUUGUACAACGUAGAAACAUCUUUUAUGACAUUUGAAGGAGUGCAACUACAAGGUGCUGUUAAAAUUAUGGAAAAAUUAAAUGGCUUGGGAUUCCAAAAAAUUGGCAGGUUUAUCACAUCAAUUGACUCACAGCCUAUGUUUGAUGGUGGUGUUCUAAUUAAUGUUCUUGGCAGGUUGCAAUGUGACGACGACCCACCACACUCCUACAUGCAGACGUUUGUACUAAAAACACUUGGAGACUCCUUCUUCGUUCAGCAUGACAUCUUCCGUCUCUGCAUUCACGACGUCGCCUAAAACCCUAGACUGCCCAUCGCGAAUCAAUGUGAAGAGACUACCACGUUCACUUUUACCAUAACCUAUUUCAAUCCUGAGCGUCCAAUGUAUAAACUUCCAUAGAGAUUCCGUUAAACCAUAUUGAUAUUGUUCUGUACAUUUUAAGGCACACUAAACUGUGAAUGUGUUGACUACUGGUUCAAUUGAAGCGAAUGAUAUAAUAUUUAAAUCAAAAACAUUCUCAUGACACUGUUCGCUCCAAUUUAAUGAGUAUGUCUCGUGAAUUUUAUAGGUGUUUUUAUGAAUUACGCCUAAUGUCCCUUUCGCUUGGCUCGCGAGUCGCAAUUUUAAUGUCGAUCAACAUUUUUCAAUAUUCGUCAUCACGCUGCAAGUGCAUCUUGUUUUGGUUAUCUAGGUAUAAGUAACUAGUAAAUGAAUUGCCCAAUUGUGAAUUUUCAAAUUUAAGAACCUCUAAGUAAAUUGUGGUUUUCCGCUUAGAUGUAAUAAAGCUUCGAAAGGGCGUAAUUUUCAGUUACGUGUAUACAUUUUAUAAUAAAUACAUUAUAAUUUUGUAA